CUAGAUAUAUUUUGCACACCUUUUAUUUUGCCCUGUUUAAUAGAUGUAAUAAAGUGUACAUUUGUUAUUCAAUCCAUUAGUGGCAGUGUGCAUUUUCAUUUAAUAUGUGAGGAUUAGGGAUUUCAUUUUGAAAAGUCACAGACGUCCUGAUCAGUAUUUUAAUAAUGAAAUAGAUAUAUUUUGGCUAAAACAUGAUUUAGUUAUGACUUAUAUUCACUAGCGGUCAGUAUUUUAAUAAUAAAAUAGAUAUAUGUUGGCUAAAACAUGAUAUGGUUAUGAUUUAUAUUCACUAGAGGUCAGUAUUUUCAGAUGUACAUCUGCCCCACUGCUGUAAAUCACUUUUAUUGUGCUUGGAUUUUAUAAUUUAAAAAAUACUCAACUCUAAAUAUACACGUUUACGUGGUAAACUUUAAUGAUUAUAUUUGUUUUCAGAGACUUUUCUGAGCUCACAGCAGCCGUGGAAGACGACAAUAACAUUGUCACGUGACCAACCAACGCGGAAGUGACAGUCGACAUUUUUUUUGUUGAUGCGGAAGAAGAGAGGCGAGCCUUUAGUUUGUGUUGCGUAUGAAGUUUGUUUUUAUAAUGAAACAUAAGUAGCAGGCAACAACAACAACAACAGACGGGUCUAGUUUAAUCUUAAGCGACAGGCUAAAGUUUGACCGACCUAUCAGAAGCUAAAUGGCCGGAGGUAACUUACAGAAAGCUAUCGAUCUCGCCAGCAAAGCUGCAACCGAAGACAAAGCCAAAAACUACGAGGAGGCCCUCCGAUGUUACCAGAACGCAGUUCAAUACUUCCUUCAUGUUGUCAAGUACGAGGCCCAGGGUGAGCGGGCGAUGCAGAGCAUCAGAGCCAAGUGUGUGGACUACCUGGACCGAGCCGAGCAGCUGAAGGAAUAUCUGAAGAAGAAGGAGAAGGCUCCUCCGGCCAAACCCGUCAAAGAGUCUGAUGACAAAGGGGAUGAAAGUGGUGAUGGGGACGACGCAGAGAAAAAGAAGUUUGAAAAUCAGCUCUCAGGUGAACGACGCCAUCGCUGCUUUAAAUGAACACAGAGGCAGACACAGAUAGGGACGUCAUAACUCAGACAGUUAGUCGUCGAUACCAAAACCGGGGAAAUUACUUGAUGAUGCGCCUCACGUCUCUCGUCACAAACUCAGUUUUACAGGAUUAUAUUAAAACACAUCAUAAUAUAGUCAUAAUUUACCUUCGUCCAACAGUCAUUUUUACUGAACAGAGCUUGAACGCAUCACAACGUAACUCAUUGCAAUCUUCGUUAACGUUAGCUGUUAGCUCCGUUAUUUAGCCGAGCAGGACUGUGCUGCCUUGCGGCGAUAACCAGUUCUCCUCUUGCCGAUUAUCAGAAGGUCUAUCUCCGGUUCAACAGUACUACGUGACUCCACCCUCGAAAGGGUCGCAGUUUGGUUUAGACAC
This is a messenger RNA of Anarrhichthys ocellatus (wolf-eel), 1432 nucleotides long. RefSeq names its product vacuolar protein sorting-associated protein 4B-like. Bases 682 to 1047 code for a protein of 121 amino acids. The transcript is spliced from 4 exons. The record is from RefSeq and is a predicted model, not a curated record. NCBI's taxonomy places the organism in Eukaryota, Metazoa, Chordata, Actinopteri, Perciformes, Anarhichadidae.